GCUUGACUACACCACGUGAUAGUUUGGAAUUAUGGUAACACCUAGAAAGGGAUCACUGUGGGAUGCCCGAAAGUUUUCUCUUCCGAGUCGUCCAGGUGCCUUUCUGAGACGACAUUCAGUUGACCCGGACAGACGAAGAGGAUCGUUAGGUCAAAGGUCAUUGGAUGGUUCUGAUCACCAUACCGUAUUGAUUCACAGAACGGAUUCUCGGAGUCUCUCAACUGAUCCUCUUUGUGCUAAAAUUGACAUCGAAGAUUUGGGUGAAGAUGAAAACUUGAUCUAUUUGAAGUUUUUCCAGCAUUUUCGCUGCUAUGAUAUCAUUCCUAUUAGUGCCAAGUUAGUUGUCUUUGACACCCAGUUGCUGGUAAGUUAG
This is a messenger RNA of Limulus polyphemus (Atlantic horseshoe crab), 373 nucleotides long. RefSeq lists its product as uncharacterized. The record is from RefSeq and is a predicted model, not a curated record. The transcript has 4 exons. The coding region runs from base 32 to 373 and encodes 113 amino acids. Lineage: Eukaryota; Metazoa; Arthropoda; Merostomata; Xiphosura; Limulidae.